GUGGGUUUUUGAAGCAAACCUCUCUUGCAGUGAGGACAGUGUGUAGUUCACCAAGGCACCUCACAAAGAGUCAGGAUAUGCGGGAUGGAGAGGGAACAAUAGUCAGGAGGAAAGGAGCCAGUAGCCCAGGAGGAUGUGGAGAACUUUGUUUUCCAGGCCUGAGCCUGUGUUCAACUGAUUGUGGUCUCAAGGGAGGUCUCUGGCAUAAAUUUGAGUCUAUAGCCACGGCGUUUGUUGUUCACGAUCCCUCAAGGCUGUUCAGACAUGCAAGGCAGUCUGUAGUCUGGCAGUCCUCUGGUUUGAAAAGCAAACUUCAAAAGAUCCUGAGAAUUUGCCGAGUCAGAGAGGAAGAAAAAAAUCCACUCAAGUUUUUCACGACAGCCUCCUAAAAGUCUGUGCUUGGUUUGAAUGUGUCUAAGGACGUGUAUCCCUAAAAUAAGGUUGUGUUUUUCUGACAAUCAUCGCCUCACCCCUGGUCUAUACAGUAUGGUAGGUGAGUAAGUGGCGAGGAAAGUAGGGCACAUCUGUUUAGACUCACAUGGCUCCAGUGUACACUCACACAGUCAGGGUCACACACGAGAGCUUAACACACAUCCAGACUGUGUGUGUGUGUGUGUUAGUUAGUACAGUAGAGAGAGUGUAUAUACUGGCCUCGCUACAGCCUAGACCCCACGGCAGUGACCACUCUUUUCUUCCCUAAAUAAACAAUCCAAGGAUAGUAUCUCUAGGGCCCGCCUUGGUUUCCUGACACUGAGCCUGACGUCAACAAGGGGGGAGUUGAAGCAAGCAACCCACUCCCCCCACUUACACUGGGAUGAAGUUAGAGCCAAAGAAGGCCCGCCCCCUCAUCCCCCCCACCCCCUUUCCUUUCCCACAAUCAACAGGAAGCCUGAGCCAGGAGAGAGCAGAGAGCAGAGAGGCCAGCCAAAUUAGAGGGUGAGAGGAAGAGAGGGAGCGAGAGAAAGGAGGGAAAACAGGACGGCUAAACUUCACCCGAGUCGUCAGAGGGAGAAGGGGAUUGCCGCGCCGCACAGACAGACUUGGAGUAAAACAGAAAACAGAAACCUUUAGUCAGAAGCUGUGCUUCGAGGAGAACAGCAGUCAGAAGUCUGCAGUAUAGACUGAGGGGAUCAAAUCGAGCAGGAAAUAGCAGAGCAAAAAAAAGAAGAGAAUAAAUAGCAGAUGUGAGAUGGCCGCCCAGAUGCCCAAGUCGUCGGCUCAGCGCUUGAGUCGGGACCUGACGUGCUCCAUCUGCCUGGAGAUCUUCAAGCAGCCCGUGUCGCUGCCGUGCGACCACACCUUCUGCGAGGCCUGCAUCUCGGGCUACUGGGGUCGGCCACGGGGCCACACUCAGGGCCAAGGCCAGGGCAGCCAGGGUGCAUGCACCGGCUCCUGCCCCCAAUGCCGCAAGCUCUUCCCCGGCCAGACCUUCCGCCGCAACCGCAUCGUGGCCAACAUUGUCGAGAGCUACUGCCAGGGCCUGGAGGAAAGCGGAGGGACACUGGGCUCCAGUGGCGGGGGUGGUGGGGGCAUCGGAGGAGGGGGUGCCGGGGGCAUGGACCCUAAACCUGCCCCCAUGUGCGGCAGGCACAGGGAGGAGCUGAAGCUGUACUGCGAGGAGGACCAGGAGCUGGUGUGUCUGGUGUGCGGCCUGUCGCAGGACCACCGCAGUCACUCACUGGUGGGCGUGCAGGAGGCUCAGCAGAGACACAGGACGUCUCUAAACAGUGCCAUGGGUGCCCUUCAGGGGGAGCUCAACACCGCCUUGGAGUGCGAGAGAGAGGCAGAGCAAGAGGUCAAGAAACUAAAGGAGCACACUGCAGACCUGAAGCAACGCAUUGAGGCCCAGUUCAGUGACCUGCACCAGUUCCUGUACCAGGAGGAGAAGCUGCUGCAGGUGAAGCUGAAGACGGAGGAGCGUCGCGAGCUGAUCCGGCUGGACGAGCACAAGGCUGUGCUCAGCGUGGAGAUCUCGCGCCUGCGCAGCGCCCUCGCCGACAUCCAGGACAAGCUCCGCGAGCAGGACCCCUUCGCCCUGCUCAAGAACAUGAAGACACUGCUCCAGAGGCAGCCAAUGAAGUUUGAGAAGCCCACCCACACUGCGCCGAGCCUGUGUGAGGGCCGCUUCGCUGGCCCGCUGCAGUACCGCGUGUGGAAGUCUCUGAAAGGCAGCAUCUAUCCAGUGCCCUCAGCCAUUACCUUUAACUCCAGCACAGCGAACCCCUGGCUCAGCUUGACAUCCUCCCUGACGUGCGUGCGCUACCAGACCUUCAACAGCAGCGUGCAGGACAACCCUGAGCGCUUUAACGCGGCCCUCUCGCUGCUGGGCAGCCAGGGCUUCACGCACGGGCGUCACUACUGGGAGAUCGAGGUCUACAGCAGCACUGUGUGGACGGUCGGUGUGGCGCGCGAGACCGUACCCAGGAAAGGGGUUAUCAAGGCUCUGCCCGCCAACGGCUUCUGGACCCUCUCACUGUCCUACGGCAUCCAGUACAUGGCAGGCACGUCUCCCCCCACGGUGCUCUCUCUGGAAGAGCCUAUGGCCAGGAUCGGGGUGUACGUGGACUACAAGCGAGGCCUGGUGUCCUUCUACAACGCUGAGAGCAUGACGCACCUGUACACCUUCCACGAGACUUUCACAGAGACGCUGUAUCCUUACUUCAACCUGGGCUUCCUGGACAAGGUGCACGAGAACGAGCCUCUCAAAGUGUUCCUUCCUAAGAUCUGAGCCUUGAACCUGCACACUAUAUUUCUUAGUAUAAAACGAAAGUAGUGUACCAAUCACAAAUGAUCAAUAUGUCCCACAUACAGAGGAUAAACAGAGAGGUGCUAGAUUGGGAUGGUGCUCCGUGUCACUCGUCUCUGUCUCUGAGCUGUCAGAGACUUUGCUGCGUUUCAAGGUUUUUAGGAGGUGCUUCAGCCUGGAUAUAUUCAAAUAAUCCUGUUCACUGUGCAUUUAAAGUGUAAAAAAUAUAAUUUUGUAGUGGUAAAAAAGAUUUGGCUGAAAAACGUAGGCUCUUGUCCUGAGCUGAUGACAUGUCAGAGUCUCCUCAUUAGAAGAAGGCUCUAUAGAGGGAGAUGUCAUUCAUUUUCUUCGAAAUAACUUAGGGGACACACUGCAGGCAGGUGCCCUCAACUAUGAGUGUGAAGAUGGGAAGGGAGGGAAAAACAAUUAGGAAGGAUGAUUAGGAAGGAUGACUAAUCUCACACAUCUCAGAGAGAUAUGGUUCUCAAUAAUAGUGGUCUGAAAUUACUAUAUUUCUCAGUAUUAAAGGGGAUAGGGAUAUUAAAGGAUAAUAGGGGGAAAUUCCCUUUGAGGAAUUCAGAGGACUGGUAGAUCCAGUUUUGCAUGUAUAGAAAUUAGCUACUGAUUUAAUAAUGAUGUACCUUAAGAUAACUCUGCUCUGAAAAAGGGACAUGUAUGACUGUACUGUAUCAAAGAUAAUUUGUCCCACAUAUAGAGGAUGAACAGAGUGGUGCUUUGUGUCUACUUUAGGCUUCAAGUAUCUUAAUGCUUAAGUCAUACAACAUAAUGUGACAAAUGUGAUGUUACGUUCUCGAACAAUCGGAUUCUUUUCAACGGCUCUUUGGUACGAACGAAGUGAACUGAAUUGUGCUUGAGAGCCGUUCUUUUUAUCAUAGUGCCCAAAUCUCACUGCCUACCCUAAAUCCAACCCACUCCCCUCCCCCUUUGCGUGAACAGCGAGAACCACCCAGUCACAAGAUGCAGACAUUGUCAAGUUAGGUUCCUUAAAGGCAGAAUGAGUAGGAUUUGUCGGUUGCUGUUUGUAAACACACCAUUCACCAUUCCAGGGAGAGAGAACGUGCAGUGAAUGUGCAGUGGUGGUCGAGCGAGCUAAAGAGUGAAUGAAGAGAGGUGCGGCUUUAGCGAGAACAAAGCAGUGAAUCAGACACAUAAAAUGUUAUUUUCAGAUUGUUUCGUGGCGGCUAUAUGUUAUACAUCGAAUCUGAUCCAUUAUCCUAGUGAUUAUAUCACAGAUACACUUAGUAACCCCCACUCCCUAAAAAAGAAAA
Molecule: messenger RNA, 4035 nt
Organism: Clupea harengus (Atlantic herring)
Lineage: Eukaryota; Metazoa; Chordata; Actinopteri; Clupeiformes; Clupeidae
Gene: trim69
Product: tripartite motif containing 69
Molecular function (GO): protein binding; zinc ion binding
Source: RefSeq, a predicted model, not a curated record